Lolium rigidum is the source of this 1457-nucleotide messenger RNA. RefSeq lists its product as uncharacterized. The coding region runs from base 1 to 1212 and encodes 403 amino acids. The transcript has 6 exons. The record is from RefSeq and is a predicted model, not a curated record. NCBI's taxonomy places the organism in Eukaryota, Viridiplantae, Streptophyta, Magnoliopsida, Poales, Poaceae.
AUGGCCUACCUCCCGCCCCACAAGCGCCGCUCCGGCGGCUCCGACCCCGCCCCGCCCACCUCCUCCCUUGCCUCCCUCUCCAUCUCCUCUUCCCCCCGUGGCCGACACCAGCUCCGCCCGUCCAACUACAAGAUCAUCCACGCCGCCGGCUGCGUCUCCCGCUGGUCCCCGCUCCCGCCCUUCUCCCCCGACUCUGACGACGCGGACUCUUUCCGUCUCGAGCCCUUCGCGUGCGAGACCUUCGAGCGCAAGACCGGCGCCAAGCCCCUCGUCCUUUCCCUCUCCUCCCCGAAAGGCUCCCCCGCCUCCUCACCGGAGGCCGCGGCCGCCGCCAUCGCCGAGAGGUUCCUGCCAGAACUCCUCGCUGCGGCGGAGAGGGCGAAGCACGAUGUUCCAAGCAAGGAGGAGGCCGUCGUGAAGCUGAGCCUCGUUGCCAGGGCGGGGAAGGUCCUGUUCCAAGUCCAACCUGGUGGAUCACAUGUCUCAUUGGACUCGCUCCGUGAUGCCGCAAAAGCUGGGAACGAAGGAUCCAAGAGCCAGGUCCGUAAAUCCUUCUACACUAAUGUGCCCAGGGAGUGUUUUCAAGACAUGGAGCUAUCCCUUGUCAAGCUGAUGGGUCCGGGGUUCGACUCAACAAAAGAACACUACCAUGUCAAGAUACUUGACAAGAACCAAAGUGAUUCUACCUUGUCUUGCAAAUGCACUGUGCAAGAAGGUGGGAAGCUUGCAAUCCAUAAGGUUGAACUGAAUCAGAUACGACAGUUGGUGGAAGACAUAUCAUGUCUGUCCCAAGAUCUUGACUUGAGGCUGAUGUUGAGUACCAAAAAGAUCUUGAAAAACGUAAAUCCUGAAGUGAAAAAUGCCAUAGAUGGAUUAGUGUCUUCAGCUAUUCUUGAUCCUGAUGUAAAAGGGGGUCUCAGAUGGCCAUUUGGGAUGGAGUCGAUUGAUGGGAGGUUCAGCAUAGUUGGAGUGUGGCAUACAAACUACAAAGCUUUUGGAAAUAAAACAUUAAAGUUAUAUCUAAGGCAUGCUGACCGGUUUGACCACCAGAGCUCGACUGGAGAGGUUUCCAAUGAAGUUACCUUCAAACUAACUGGUAUAUCAAAGAGACUGCAGGAUGGCAGUAAAGAGGCGGACUCUGUGAAGGAGAUGCUAGAAUCUGCUGUGCGGAUGAUCUGGGACAGUGCUUUGUGUUACAAGAUGGCGCGCUGAGCUGGGUGGUCAGGUUUGCGGCAGGCCGACAAGUGCAUUGCAUCGUGUGGUUGCUUAACGAUGUUAAUGUUUGUUUGUAGCCCUGUUGUGUAAAUAAUUUUGCUUCACAAUGAAUUUACUGAAUAUGUGGUCCUCCUACCUUCGAGUUGCACCUUUCAGAUUGCGCUUCAACUUCCUUUUAUUUCUCAUUUUUUCCAGCAGCGCCAGCCUUCGUCCCUUAGGUUGUGGCUGCUUGCUUGCCAGUG